AAAUAAAGCUGUACAUUUUGUUGGGUGUUCACAAGUUGCCGAGACACCGUGCAGUUCGCGUCGUAAAACCAAGCGUCCAAAAAAAAAAAAAAAUAAAAAAAAAGUAGAUAAUCAAAGUUAAGACACAGUGUCAUUGUUAAAAAAUCAAAGUGUUACAAUUACAUGACUCAUUGACUCAAACGUUUAAUUGUUAAAGUGAUUGUUUAUAAUAAAAAUUAAUUUACUCAAAAAUAAUAAUAAUAACAAAAAGUGCUUGACACAUUGCGGGACAAGAAAAUCCGCAUGUGGUUGGUUGCUCAGUGAUAAGUAAAUUGUUAUUAAAAUUAUUAUUAAUUUUUUUAAAAAAAUAAUCAAGACAUUUUGUUGAUUAAAUAAUUCAAAAAAAAAAAAAUACAUCAUUGUUGAUGUAAUUAUUUUAUUAUAAAUAAUAAUAGACUGAAUUUGUUGAUAAUUGUUUGAUUUUUUCGUCAAUUGUUUAUUAAAAAUACCACGUUAAAAAUAAUAGAAAUUAUUUUAUAAUUUUUUUUGUCAUUUAAUAUUGAAUAUACUGUUUAAAGCUUGGGUUAUGUAACCGCAUGGCACGUUUAUAUUCACACAAGAAAAUAAUACAUACGCAGUUGUGUGUUGAAAUUGAAAUCUACAAGUGGGAGAAAUAUUUAAUAAAUAAAUAUUAAACAUACUGAAAGUGUGUCUAUGAUAUUUGUUUUGAAAAUAACAAAAAAAAAAAUAAAAGUGCCAUCAUAAUAAUAAACAAUAAUAAUAAUUAUAAAUUGCAAUAUUAAAUAUUUAAUUAAAACAAGUGAUAAUAAUUUUAUAAUAACAAAAAAAAAAGUGUGUUAUUGGACCUGAUGGUUCGUGAUUCAACAAUGGAAACGACGUUCUAUGAGGAGAAUUCAUUUUACAUGAAUAGUAAUAAUGAAAAUGUUGGACAAUUAAAACGUAGUUUAACACUUGAUUUAAAUAAUCAUCAACAAAAAAAUAUACAACAAAAUAAACGACCACGUUUAUCACAAUUACCAUCAAUAACAAAUCGUGCACCAAUGUUAACAUCACCAGAUUUAAAUUUACUUGGUUUAACAACACCAGAUCUUGAAAAAUUUAUAAUAAAUCCACAAAAUGGUUUAUUAACACCAACAACAAAUAGUGAUAAUCAAAAUGUAUUUUUACGUACACCAGUUACUGAAGCACAAGAACAAUAUGUACGUGGUUUUGUUGAUGCAUUAAAUGAAUUACAUCAUUCUGAUUCAUCACAAGAACCAAGUUCAAUACAUGGUGCAACAUAUACUAAUUUAGAACCACCUGGUUCAGUACAAAGUAAUGAAUCAAUAUCACAAAAUUUAUUAUUAAUUAAAGAUGAACCACAAACAGUACCAAGUGUUACAAGUUCACCACCAAUGUCACCAAUUGACAUGGAAAAUCAAGAAAAAAUUAAACUUGAAAGAAAACGUCAAAGAAAUCGUGUUGCUGCAUCAAAAUGUCGUAGACGUAAACUUGAAAGAAUAUCACGUCUUGAAGAUAAAGUUAAAUUAUUAAAAGGUGAAAAUACUGAAUUAAGUGCCAUGGUACAUAGACUAAAAGAACAUGUGUGUCUAUUGAAGGAACAAGUCAUGGAACAUUUUCAAUCUGGUUGUCAAAUAAUGAAUGUACCAGUUCAUUAUACAUCAUAGAUAUUAAUUUCAUUUAUUUUAUAUUUUUAAAAUUAAUUUAUAAAUAAUUAUUUCAAGCUAAAAUAAAUGAAAUUUAAUUAUACAAAUUUAUUUUUAUUUUGGUAUUGUCAGGUACAAUAUUCAUCAAUGAGUUUCGAUUUUAUUUCAUGUAAUAAAUCUGCUCGAAAUAUUGUGUGUGAUUGGACGAUAAAUAAUUAAAAAUAGACAUUAUUGUCUUAUGCCAUGUGGACAACCAUCAAAAUGUUUAUUUAAAAAAAAAUAAAUUUGUUAUUUAUUUUUUUUUUUUGCUGCUGGUGGAGGUGGUGGUGCGAGGAAAAAUAUAAAUUUUUCAUACAAUGACCUCGAGGAGAAUCUGAUGGGAGUGCCUUUCCGAGUGCUGUGUAAAGAAACGGACGCAAAAAUAAAAAAAAAAAAAUUGAUGAUAGAGAGAGAGAAGAAAAAAAAAAUGAGAAAA
Molecule: messenger RNA, 2121 nt
Organism: Aphidius gifuensis
Lineage: Eukaryota; Metazoa; Arthropoda; Insecta; Hymenoptera; Braconidae
Gene: Jra
Product: transcription factor AP-1
Exons: 1
Coding region: 849-1667 (272 amino acids)
Biological process (GO): regulation of cell cycle; regulation of transcription by RNA polymerase II; regulation of cell population proliferation
Cellular component (GO): transcription regulator complex
Molecular function (GO): DNA-binding transcription factor activity, RNA polymerase II-specific; transcription factor binding; RNA polymerase II cis-regulatory region sequence-specific DNA binding
Source: RefSeq, a predicted model, not a curated record